Molecule: messenger RNA, 2609 nt
Organism: Lagopus muta (rock ptarmigan)
Lineage: Eukaryota; Metazoa; Chordata; Aves; Galliformes; Phasianidae
Gene: RAMP3
Product: receptor activity modifying protein 3
Exons: 4
Coding region: 178-648 (156 amino acids)
Biological process (GO): receptor internalization; intracellular protein transport; regulation of G protein-coupled receptor signaling pathway
Cellular component (GO): cell surface; membrane; signaling receptor complex
Molecular function (GO): coreceptor activity
Source: RefSeq, a predicted model, not a curated record
CCCCCGCGCGGCUCCUCGCCACCCGCCCUGCUCCGCCCCGGGAGCGUCCCGAGGGCGGAGACGCUGCGUUCUCCCGGACCGCCCGCCGGGCAGAGAAGCGGAGCCCGCCCUCUGGAAGCGAGUGAGACGGCCGCGGCGCGGCGCGGCUGCAGACCGGCUCCGCAUGUGGGCUCGGGGAUGGAGGCGUCCGAGCGCUGCCGGCGGCGCCUUCCCGUUCUGCUUCUGUGGGUUAACGGUCUAAUGAUGCUUGGAUUAGCAGGUGUGCAUCAACAGAUUAAUCUCUGCAAUGAGUCUCUCAUGUUAGAAAAGUUGCCUGUCUGUGGAAAGUUCUUUGAAGGGAUGAUGAAGAAAGUGGACUCCAAAAAAUGGUGCAACCUGACAGAAUUUAUCAUGUAUUAUAAUAACUUUACCCAGUGCACAGAACGUGAAGCCAACAAUGCAAGUUGCUUCUGGCCAAACCCCCUUGCAGAGAGCUUUAUCACUGGAAUUCAUAAACAGUACUUUUCAAACUGUACUUUGGACAACAUUCACUGGGAAGAUCCGCCAGAUGAAAUUCUCGUAACUCUGAUCUUGAUUCCAGUCAUAUUGACAUGUGCCAUGAUAAUGCUGGUAGUAUGGUGCAGUAAGAGAAGUGAUAUUCUAGUGUAAGUUGUUCCCAGUGGCUUUAUUUUUAGCAUUUCCUUCUUCAAGGAAAAAAACCAACAAACUAAGAAAGAAGGAUGAAAAAAGAAACCACGUGAAAAUUUCAGAUCUGCAUAAAUGGAACCUGUGAGAUGCUGGGACAGAGAUUAUGCUUCUGUGAACAAACAACUGCUUUCUUCUGUCAAAAGUCAGUGCUUCUGAGGUUGGUCAUCAGUGUUCCUGGUGCAAAGACUUCACUGUUGUCGGGUAUCAUAACCAUAGAAUUCACAGGCAUUUCUCAGGAUUAAGGUAGUCCACAGGUAAGUGGGCCCCUUGGCUGCAAGAGAGGUAAAGUUACUUUCCCAUAGGUAAAGCUAGUUGGUAAACCAGGUUUUGCAAAACUGUAUGUAAAUGUACAUAUACACGGUGUAGCAUUAUCCGUGAGUAAGGUGUUAUCUGUUGAGUUUCUGUGCAGAACUCUUGUGGUUUUCAUCUGUGAACCUUGUAACGCAGAUGUAAGACCAUUGGCAAAGAAACGGAACGUGGAUGUGUAACCAAGCGACAAGCUCUUCUGGAAGUCAGUGCAAAACAACGUUAUCAAGAACUGGAAAUACUGUCUCGGCAAAGAACAAUUAAUGUGUCCAGUGCAACAUGGGAAAAAGUAAUGCUGUGUUAUAAAAUAGCUUAGGAAAUGUAUUUGAGCAUAGCUGAGAUUGUAUGGCUUACAAACAAACUCUGGAAGGAUACAGAUCUUACUUUACAGAAAGUCUGUGAGAGGAAAAUGAUUGAGUAUAAGGGAAGAAACUUUCAUAUACCAGACUAUUUAUUUUUCUCUUUCAUUAUUAUUAUAGCUGAUGACUUGAAUUCACUAUAUACUCCCUGCUCUCACUUUGAUCUGUGCAAGUGACAUCCUUCAAAUAAAUAUUAAGGUGUGAUGUUGAUUGAGGUGCCUUUUAGAGGGUAAUUUUGUACGAUUUGUUUUUUGUCCUGUGAAGAGUGUGGGAAUUGAAGUAUGGAUAUCAAAGAGGUCUGAACAUAACUUGGAACAGACAUAGGAGGAAAGAGAAGAAAAAUCUACUCAGAAGUCUUAUUCUAUAAAGCUAUCCCAAUUAACAAUUUGAAUAAAUGUCAUAUGCCCAAAAUAAAACAAAUUUCUUGUUUGUAUUAUAAUUUCUUUUUCAUUUCACAAAAUACCUUCCAGUCAAAAGCCCUUCCAUUAUAAGCAAAUAAAGUCUGUUACAAGUAAUUGCUCAUUUUAUUAUGCAGUAAGCAGGCAAAUAGCUGGAAUGUCAAAGGAAUGAUAUUCCAUAUCCUAGUUAGAUUCUCUCUUUUAAGAUUCUGGUCUGCUGUUUAAUGACCAGGUAUGAAUCAAAGCACUCCCUAUAUUAAAAAUGUUUAUAUGUAAGUACAUAAAUAACAAGUGUAGAUACACUGUUUUGUGUUCACACCCUUUCACAAUGGGUAAAAACACUGGCUUUUAAAAAAAAUUACCUUAUAUGGUAUAAUUACGAUUAAUGUCGUAAGUUCGUAUGUAUUUUUCCAAAUAUAUUCGUUCAAUCUCUUGAUGCUAAUGGAAAAUCACUCUUUGUAAAAGAAGUGUGAAAUGUGUUCUAAGGAUUUCUGUAUUAAAAUGUUUUGGUCCACAAAAACCUGUAAUAAACAAAAAUGAUCAUUCAUUUGAACCAAAAGAUUCAUCAGAUUCAUCAACUCAUUUUGUGUGGCUAAAAUCAAAUAAUUUUCCAAUUACUGAUAUUUUGCAUAAAGUUUUCUUCUCAUUUUACUUUAAAUGUAAUAGCAAAAUAUUUAUUUGGAAACUGCAUUAAAAUAAAUUCAUGCUUUUUUUGCAAACCUAUUCCUUUAACAGCUAUUGCUGUGUUUCCUAUGAGUUCUUGACGUCUGUUUCAAACUAAGUUCAACUGAUCAACUAGUCAUCUUAAAGGCAUGAGCCCUCCAAAGAUUGGCCUAGGAAAUAGAUGGAGAAGAAACUU